Messenger RNA from Drosophila sechellia, 419 nucleotides. RefSeq names its product Male-specific transcript 57Dc (gene Mst57Dc). The record is from RefSeq and is a predicted model, not a curated record. The coding region runs from base 1 to 312 and encodes 103 amino acids. The transcript has a single exon. NCBI's taxonomy places the organism in Eukaryota, Metazoa, Arthropoda, Insecta, Diptera, Drosophilidae.
AUGCCUAUUAACUAUUUGAUCUCAUGUUAUUUAAACCAACUACAAGGGUUAUCAAUCGUUAGCAUUCACCAAGUUGCAAAGAUGCACGGAACACACUUUUUGAUCCUGCUCUUGUUGUGUGGAGUCCUGGGGUCUAACGGUACGACACCCGACACUAUUAACGCGACUAAUGCCGAAAGAAGUAUGCACAACAUGCUGCGUUGUUUAAAGAAGAACGAACCAAUAGUUAAGUUCAGGAAGUUAACCCUGCCGCCUAACUGUACUCGAUAUGUUAGCGCGGUCGUCGAGAAUUGGAAACCGGAAGGAGUGUAAAUCCUCAUCCUAGAGAGAGUUAUAAUAAUAAUAAAGAUUAUGCCCAAUUAAAUGCACCAAACUAGACUAAAAAGUGCGAAUAAAUGUUUGAAAUAUGUGCCACAAAA